AUUUAAUUACAGUGGGACUUUUAAUAUCGAACACACGUUUAUUAAUGACACCUGGAUGAAGACCUCGUAUAGGCAGUUUGUAAGCAAUGAGGUUAAGAUCACUUCUAUGCCUUGCCUUGAGCUACGGCUCGGCACUCAUACAGGCCUGUGGAAGCCACGGCCAAUUUAGGAAAUGGACUCAAGAAGAACUCGACGAAUUAGAACGGAAAUGGGGACAAGAGUGGGGAUUCUCGGGCAUUUCUGCUUUCGCUCACCUUGAGUAUCACAAAUGCCUAACGACUCCGAAUGAGUUAUACGAUAUCGCUAUUAUUGGAGCCCCCUUUGAUACGGCUGUGAGCUACAGGCCCGGCGCACGCUUCGGCCCCCGCGCAAUCCGCGCAGCCUCAGCGAGACAGACCUCAUUCCGGGGCUUCAACGCGCGCGCCGGAAUAAAUCCCUACGCAAGCUGGGCGCGAAUCCUAGACUGCGGGGACAUCCCCGUAGUCCCCGUCGACAACGCCAUCGCAUUAAAGCAAAUGACAGCCGCAUUCACCGAACUCGGCCAACGCCCUCCAUCCUCCACACUGCAAAAACCGCGGUUAGUUACGCUAGGCGGAGAUCACAGUCUGUCACUCCCGGCUUUGCGGGCUAUCCACGAGAUCUACGGCCCGGUGAGAGUGCUGCAUUUCGAUGCGCAUUUGGAUACUUGGCACCCCGCGAAGUACCCCAGUUAUUGGGCAUCGGAGCAGGCACGGUUUACGCAUGGUUCUAUGUUUUGGAUGGCGGGUGAGGAGGGGUUACUUGCGAAUGGAUCUUUGGGGGCGCCGAGUGUGCAUGCUGGACUACGAACGAGGCUUUCCGGACUUGAGGAUUAUGAAGAUGAUGAUGAGCAGGGGUGGGUUCGGAUUAGUGCGGAUGAGAUUGAUGAUUUGGGCACCGGGGGAGUGGUUAAGAGUAUUAUGGAUACGUUGGGAACGCAGGAUCCGGUGUAUCUUUCGGUGGAUAUAGACGUUCUGGAUCCGGCGUUUGCGCCUGGGACGGGAACGCCGGAGCCCGGUGGGUGGACUACGAGAGAGUUGAUUAGGAUAUUGAGGGGUCUUGAGGGAUUGAAUCUUGUGGGUGCGGAUGUGGUUGAGGUGGCGCCGGCGUAUCAGGGUGCUGGUGAGGAGACGGCGCUGGCGGCUGCGCAGGUUGUGUUUGAGAUUUUGAGUAGUAUGGUUAAGAGGGGGUUGGAUGAGAUGGGGAAGGUUGUGGAUGAUGUGAAGGACGAGCUGUAGGUGAGGGUACUUAUGGAUGUGAUAGGCCUAUGGGAUGUCUCACGAAGUGCUUUUAUGUGGCUGGCUGAGAGACGGGUUACGGAGUUUGGUGUGCGUGGUGAGAUAUGAGAUAUGAGACUCGAUGACUAUAUCAUGAAUCUUGACUAAAAGUGCAAAAGCGAUAUAUUUGAAAUGGCACCAUUGCCACCAUAUAUAUCCGAUUUAUAUCAAUUCUUGCUAUAUAGAGAAAAGUGUGUAUCUUAAGAGUUGUUAGGCUAUGGGUUGUAGCUUAGAGGUUGCUGUUGAGGUCAUAUUGCUUUUUUGGUAAGGCCGAUGUCGCAGGUAAUCUGUGUCACAUCAAAGUACUUAAGGACAGAAGUACCUACAACCGCUGGAAUUUAGUACUCCAACUGAUAACAAUUGCAAGCGGCAGCGUCGCAAACCCUUGAAACUGUAGCUUAUCUAACACGGAGAGUACCUGAAACUGAUACCGAUACAAA
Molecule: messenger RNA, 1735 nt
Organism: Hypoxylon trugodes
Lineage: Eukaryota; Fungi; Ascomycota; Sordariomycetes; Xylariales; Hypoxylaceae
Product: Arginase/deacetylase
Exons: 3
Coding region: 87-1256 (389 amino acids)
Molecular function (GO): metal ion binding; agmatinase activity
Source: RefSeq, a predicted model, not a curated record